GUUAUUGCAGAGAGAGAGAGGAAGAGAGAGAGAUUGCGGAGUGAGCGCAUCCGCUCGAGUCGCAGACAAGCGGUUGAAAGCGCUCAUCGCCGCUUUCCUCAUUUGGUUCACGCCGCAACGCCGAGAACUAACGCAGUGGCCGGUGAGGAGAAAAGGCGAAGAAAGAGACUGGUAGGACUCAAGGUGUUCGGGCGUCGUUAAAGGUGCGACGGAUGGAUUCCGGCGACGACCAGGAUGUUCCCGACCCACGCGGGAGGAAGAAGCGCUACCACCGGCACACUCCGAGGCAGAUUCAAGCACUCGAAUCGAUGUUCAAGGCGUGUCCUCACCCGGACGAGAAGCAGAGGAUGCAGUUGAGUCGUGACUUGGGGCUUGAACCGCGGCAGAUCAAGUUCUGGUUCCAGAACCGGCGAACGCAGACGAAGGCACAGCAAGAUAGGUCCGACAACUGCGUGCUGCGCUCCGAGAACGACAAGAUCCGGUGCGAGAACAUCGCCAUGCGAGAGGCCCUCAAGAACGUCAUCUGUCCUUCUUGUGGCAGCUCCUCCUGUACUGACGACUCCUACUUCGACGAAUCGAAGCUUCGGAUGGAGAAUACGAGGUUGAAGGAGCAGCUUGAUAGGGUCUCUAGUAUUGCAUCAAGGUACCUCGGAAGGCCUAUGACCCAACUCCCCCCAGUUCUUCCAGUAUCGAUCUCAUCGUUGGACUUAUCGGUUGGGGGUUAUAAUAAUCCAGGGAUAAGCACUUCCCUUGAUCUCAAUCUUCUAUUACAGAACUCCUCCUCCUCUUCUUCUUCUUCCUCUCUUCCAUAUGCAAGCAUAUCCGAACUCGACAAGCCUAUUAUGGUGGAGAUGGCCAGUAAUGCAAUGGAGGAAGUUAUCAGGCUCGUGCAGACUGAUGAACCCCUGUGGAUGAAGUCAGUAAGUGACGGAAGGGACAUACUUCAACUCGAAACGUAUGACAGAAUGUUCAAACGAUCAGGCCAUCGACUCAAGUUCCCCGACGUUCGAAUUGAGGCGUCGAGGGAUUCAGCGGUGGUCGCUAUGAAUGCUACGACACUGAUCGAUAUGCUCAUGGAUUCAAGCAAGUGGUGUGACCUAUUUCCGACGAUUGUUUCUAAAGCAAGGACCAUCGAAGUCCUAGGAUCGGGAACGGUCGGCAGCGCAAGCGGAUCCUUGGCACUGAUGUAUGAGGAACUACAGGUUCUUUCACCGGUCGUUCCUACGCGUGAAUUAUGCUUUUUAAGGUGUUGCCAGCCAAUUCAACAAGGUGUGUGGGUGGUAGCUGAUAUUUCUGUGGAUUUUCCUCGAGCUAUUCAGUUCGCGCCGGCUUCUCAAUCAAAGAAGCUUCCUUCUGGUUGUUUAGUUGAGGAAAUGGCUGACGGCUACGCUAAGGUAACUUGGGUCGAACAUGUGCAGAUUGAAGAAAACAAUCUAAUCCCUGCUCUGUUCAAGGAUCUCAUGGACAGUGGAUUGGCAUUUGGAGCACAACGCUGGCUCGCCACUCUCCAGAGAAUGUGCGAGAGAUUUUCUUGUCCAGCCAAGGAGCUCGGAGUUUCUGUCUCGCACGACGGCAAGAGGAGCAUGAUGAAGCUCGCGCAGCGAAUGGUGAACAAUUUCUGCGCCAACAUCGGCGCAUCGAACGACCACAAGUGGAUCACCCUCUCAGGGUUGAACGACGUCGGAGUCAGGGUUACACUUCACAAAAGCACAGACGCCGGACAGCCGAGCGGCGUCCUGCUAAGCGCAGCGACCACCAUUUGGCUCCCCAUAUCGCCGGAGAGCGUCUUCGCUUUCUUCAAAGAUGAACGGACUCGAACUCAGUGGGACGUUUUAUCGAACGGCAACAGUGUGCAAGAGGUGACUCACAUCUCGAACGGUUCUCAUCCAGGGAACUGCAUUUCGCUUCUUCGCGGAGUCAAUUCAGGGCAGAACACCAUGCUGAUACUCCAAGAAUGCUGCACUGACGCAUCAGGUUCGGUCGUGGUCUAUUCUCCGAUCGACAUUCCGGCCAUCAACGUGGUCAUGAGCGGCGAGAAUCCAUCCUUCAUCCCUCUCCUGCCCUCAGGCUUCACCAUACUGCCGGACGGGCGGGCACCGGGAGCCUCGUCCAGCUCAAACCCACUGGCGGGCUCGUCGGGAUCACUGGUGACCAUCGCGUUUCAAAUACUCAUGAGCAGUUUGCCGUCGGCGAAGCUCAACUUGGAGUCGGUGACGACGGUUAAUAGCUUGAUCGGAACCACGGUUCAGCAAAUAAAGACGGCCUUGAACUGUCCUGAUAUCUGAGGCAGGGAGUGAAGAGAAUUGAAAGCCCACAUUUCACUCCUCACCAGCUUCCUCAACUGCUUCAGAUCUGAGGCAUUCAAGGUGGGAAUUAAGGGGGGUGUGUGCUUUUGUUGGUUGGCCUUGAAUGCUUCCAUUGUUGGCUUCAAUUCAGACUUUAAGAUGCUGCUGCUGCUGCUGCUUCCUGCCUGCCGCCAUUGCCAGCCUCAGGACGACACAAAUUUUUCUUACUGGAAUCUUUCAGGCUUCACAGUUACAGGAACUUAAUGAAGUCAAGAACGCACCAUACCUGCUUUCUUCCUCCGCCAUUACUGCUCUUCCUCUAGCUUUCCUUUCCUCCCUCACCCAAAUCGCGGAAAUGGUUCGGGCAUUGACUUCUGUGUUCCUUAGCUUUCACCAAUUAGGAUUUGCUUUAGACAAUAGGCGGUUUUUUUUUAUUGUUUCUAGGAUGAAGAACGCAUUAAGUUUUCAACUCUGCAUUAGAUGAUUCUAAUUCUCUCUUAA
This is a messenger RNA of Zingiber officinale, 2786 nucleotides long. Its product is annotated as homeobox-leucine zipper protein ROC8-like. Gene Ontology annotation, molecular function: lipid binding; DNA binding; DNA-binding transcription factor activity, RNA polymerase II-specific. The record is from RefSeq and is a predicted model, not a curated record. Gene Ontology annotation, biological process: regulation of DNA-templated transcription. The transcript is spliced from 11 exons. The coding region runs from base 213 to 2285 and encodes 690 amino acids. Lineage: Eukaryota; Viridiplantae; Streptophyta; Magnoliopsida; Zingiberales; Zingiberaceae.